AUGGACACUGGUCAUCUGUCGCACCAAGUUACGACCAUCAUCAAUCAGCUGCAUGGCGUCUUCGACGAGAUCGGCCUACCCACACAUGAACGAGACGAGCGGGAAUCAGAGCUGUUCGCUGCUCUGUCCGAAACACUAAACAACCAGCUCAAACUGGUCGCAAAAGAGAAGCAUGAUUUGACAGAUGAGGCCCGCCGUCUGAUCAAGUCGAUCCGCCAGAUGGAGGCCGCCUUGGUCGACGACAAGCCCCACCGCGACAGCGACUGCCAGGACGAAGAUCUGUCCAUCACGCUCCCUUUGCGCGACUGCAUUACAUCUCUCAAGGACAAGCACAACACUGUUUCCAGGAUCCACCGCGAACGCUACGAACAGAUUAAGACGCUCGAAUCCUAUGCCUCGCACCUCGAACCAUCCUUCGUCACCAUCAAACUCCCUCCCACCUCGCCCAACUCCAAGAUAGCUCCAUCCUUCGAUGUCUCGCCCUCGUAUGUCAACUCUCUGGACAAUGCCUUCACCCGCGUCUACGAAGAAUACAACAAGCGCCUGGUCACGGUGCAAACUCUGGCAGAAGAAAUCAUCAUGCUCUGGGGUGAACUGGGCACCCCUCAAGCCCAGAUCGACAGCACCAUCGUUAAGCACGCUCGCAAUGCUCCCGAACAACUGGGCCUACACCACGACGAUCUGAAUCGACUGAAGAGCAAGAAGGAAAAGCUGCUGGCCGAGAAGCGCAAUCGCGAGGUCAGACUAGAGGAGCUAAAAGAGGCGAUUGAGGCAUUAUGGGACAAACUGGGAGUCGAUGAGAGUGAGCGCAAACCAUUCUUGGCCAGUAACAGAGGGUGUGGGCUGCGCGCCAUCAACGAGUUCGAGGAUGAGCUGGCUCGUCUGAACGAGCUGAAACGCCAGAACCUGCACCUGUUCGUCGAAGAUGCUCGGUUCAAGCUACAGGAGCUGUGGGAUGGUCUCUAUUUCUGCGAGGAGGAGAUGCUCGAAUUCACGCCGGCCUUCUCAGCGCUCAAGGAACAACGCGCGCCCACUCUGGCCAUGGUCGACAAGUACCGCUCGCUCGUCAAGGAUCGCGAUGACUUGGCUGCUUCGUCGCAAGACGCCUCUCGUCUCAUGCUCCGUGGUCAAAAGGGUGAAAAGCGUGACCCUACGCGUCUUUUGCGUGAGGAGAAAAUGCGCAAGCGUAUCGCGAAAGAGUUACCCAAGGUCGAAAGUGAUCUGCGCCAGAUCCUCGAAGAGUGGGAGGAAGAGUACGGCCGCCCCUUCCUUGUCCACGGCGAACGAUACCUGGACGAGCUAGAAGCCACAUCGCAGCCUUCCUCCCAAGGCUCGGUGCGAUCAAAGACGCCAUCGAUCCCUCCGCGAUCAAAGACGCCGUCAUCAGUCCCGCCUUCGACUGUGCGUCCCAAGUCUGCAGCCGCCGCCGCUCCCACGACCGCUAUCAAGAAUCAAACAUUGCGCGGCCCUCCUCGCUCCAAGACUCCUACCGCCUCGCGCAAUCCUUUGGCCUCGUCUGUCAUGGGUCCUCCCUUGUCCAUUUCAUCGUCUAACUCCUCGUUUGCAGCUUCGGUCGGUCCGGGUAGUCUCCGCAGUCCCUCCAGAAUCCCUGGCCGUCAGCCCCUGAGCAGUAUGCUACAGGCUGGCAACUCAACCGCACGUCGUCCUCCCCCUGGUCCCUUGGGUCAUUUUAGAACAGAGUCCGACAGCAGCACUCUUCGGAGCCGUAUGGCUCCUCCACCGCGACCCAUGCCCUUGUCUCGCGACUUCUUCUCUCCACCCGAGACCCCAUGUCCCAUCAACAACGCCGACAUGUCGUUUGAGCGCAGCGGCAGCAUCAUACGCCGCAUGAGCCCCGAAGACCCUUACAGCGACCGCAGCUCGUUGCGCUCUGUUCGCACUUUCCAAUCGACGGCUUCCUCACGCCCGGCAUCUCAAGCUACCCACCAUUACGUGGCAGCUGCGCCGCGACCCUCGCCACGCUUCGAGUACCCUGCUGCACCGCCAUCGCUAGCCAUGACCCGACAAACGUCAAACGCUUCGUCUGUCGAGACUUCCAACUCUGCCGUGUCUGGCUCCGAAAACUGGGAGACAUAUACGGAUGCUUCUGACGACGACGAGCCUGAUGCCCGAAUGGCUUAUCAUGGCAAAGUGCGUACCGCUAAGCGUGACUCUCCAGAGGAUAGCGCAUACGAGUGCGCUGGAAAGGGCUUUGGCGCCAAAGUCCGAGCAAUAGGUGUCUCAGAUGAUGGCAGCGAGGCCGCAUGGUCUGACGUGGGUGAGACGUUCUGA
This is a messenger RNA of Aureobasidium vineae, 2292 nucleotides long. Lineage: Eukaryota; Fungi; Ascomycota; Dothideomycetes; Dothideales; Saccotheciaceae. The record is from the annotation of a GenBank genome assembly.